GGGUUGGCCAAGGGGGGCAUUUAGAUUGUCAGCAAUGUCGGAAGGCACUAAAGGAUUUAUAACCAUGUGUCAGAACGAUGUCUACAAAGACACCACGUCAGCUUUGGAGGAAGUGAGGUUCAGACCGUCACAAAACACUGACACCAUUCCCAACAAGAUUCUUGCGCUUAUUACCACAGAACAAAUCGAAUCUGCCAACCUGAACGGAAACCAAGACGGCAAAACCCAUAUCUCUGACAACGGGAGGAUUUCUUUCGAGCUCUCUGAGGUUGCUCUGUCUACUCCCUGCCCUUUUUAGGAAAGAACUGACAUUCUACCAUGUUCCUUGCCAAACUGCACAAUCGGGCUCUUUUGCGGAUGCAAACGCUGUCCUCGGUGCGGAAGCAACUACUAAGCAACAACGACUUGUCUCCGCCAACGACCACAUCCAACUUUGUUCUGGAGGGUGCCAUGUCUCAUUCGUUGCAGCCACAUGGUUCCUCUCGAAUCGUUUGCAUGAGUGAUACCCAUGGCAAACAUGCCGAUAUCCCCUUUUUACCACACGGAGACGUGUUGAUCCAUGCCGGAGACUUUACCAAGAUUGGAGAGACAGAUGCCGUACAUGAUCUAAGUCGCUAUUUUCAACAACAGCAACAAGAUUCCGGCUUUCAAGAGGUGGUUUGUAUAGCGGGAAACCACGACAUUACGUUCCAUCCAGACUAUUAUGAGAAAACAUGGUCAAGGCAUAUUCGGUCAUUUGACCCAUUCGAAACCAGAGAGGCAUUGCAACACUGUACCUACCUGGAAGAUUCCAGUGCUCGAAUCUUGAAUGACAAGAUUAGCGUGUAUGGGUCGCCGUGGACUCCAAGUUUCUUUCAAUGGGCAUUCAACUUGGAACGGGGAGAAGCAUUGGGAAAAGUGUGGGGAAGAAUACCCAAUGACACAGAUGUCCUUGUCACCCAUGGACCGCCUCAGGGUCGUCAGGAUGUCACACUUCACUCGGGCAACUUUGGAUGUCAAGAUUUGUUGCAGGAGAUUCAAGAUCGCGUCAAACCUCGCUUGCACAUUUUUGGUCAUAUUCAUGAGGGAUAUGGUGUCAGCUACGAUGGCCAUACCCUCUAUGUCAAUGCGUCCAAUCUGGAUAUUGGUUACGAAGCUAUCAAUCCGUGCAUUGUCAUUGAUUUACCCCAUGACAAGACCCAGCCGGCCAUGGUGGUGGAACCGCAACAAUGGAUCCAUGAUAUGGAGGAUUUCCUCUUUUGGCUCAAGCAGAACAACUACCGAGUUAUUGCCAACGCCAUUGAAGAAGCCAAGCCAAAGGAACUUUCUCUCCUGUCAGACAACAAUCCAAACCUUUAUUCUGGGCAUACCUAUCAGAACCUCUGCGAUCAGGUUGGACUCAAGCGACGGAAACAUCGUCCUGCCAAAUUAGAGCUCCAGACAGCAUUGUGUCAAUUGUAUGCCGAGUCCUUCUUUUAGAAUAUCAUACAACAAACCUAUCCUUCGUCGAUUUGGAUGGAUGAACAUGUACACACAGAGACCAAGCAAACAAAUUUCACUCGCUUGUAUUGCUUGGAUACGGUAGACACAACUGUUCAUAGUAGAAUCAAGUCAAUUAGAAAGCAUUAUAAACACAGCUCAUAAUAGCAACCUAUGGCUGCCACAGUCAAGAAAGUUGAGGUAUAAACGAGUUCUAUCCUGGGCCGAUCCAAAACCUACUAGUAAUCAACCUUUGC
Messenger RNA from Seminavis robusta, 1715 nucleotides. The record is from the annotation of a GenBank genome assembly. NCBI's taxonomy places the organism in Eukaryota, Bacillariophyta, Bacillariophyceae, Naviculales, Naviculaceae.